UUCUCUAGUCUCUAUUUGAGUAAAGGUCAAGCCAAGCGGAACCCUACCGCUAGCAAUACCGAGCAUCGUUCAUUCCUAUUCUCAUCUUUCAAGAGCUACAAAAACAUCCAUCCAAAAAUCACGAAUCCGAUACGACGCUAUGGCUUCAACAUCAGCAGCUGAGCUUGACCCUCAUGGCGUGGGUGAGCCGACCGCUGCCGCGAAAGAACGGAAACGAUUCGUCCCUCUCGAGAACAACCCCGAGGUCAUGAACCAGCUCAUUUACCAACUAGGUGUUUCCAACGCGGUUGCCUUCCACGAUGUCUACAGCAUCGAUGACCCCGAGCUCCUCGCCUUCGUACCGCGGCCGGCACAUGCUCUCAUGCUCAUAUUUCCGACCAGCGACACAUACGAGAAGUUCAGGGUCGAGGAAGACAGCAAGCGAGAUGAAUACAAAGGAUCCGGCCCCGACGAACCUGUCAUCUGGUACAAGCAGACCAUCGGCAACGCUUGCGGUUUGAUAGCUCUCCUCCACGGCGUUUCAAAUGGCAAAGUGCGAGAUCUCAUUGAACCCGGUUCCAAGCUCUCCCAACUCCUCACCGAUGCCAUCCCCCUAAAACCCAACGAGCGAGCCGACCUCCUCUACGAAUCCCAAGCGCUCGAAAGCGCACACGCCGCCGCGGCUUCCGUGGGGGACUCCGAAGCUCCAGAAGCCGACCUGAAAGUCGAUCUCCACUUCGUAUGCUUCGUGAAGUCCGAGGACAAUCAUCUGUGGGAGCUCGAUGGUCGGAGGACCGGGCCCUUGGAUCGCGGAACCAUCGGCCAAAAGGACGAUGUGCUCAGCCAGUCGGCCUUGGAUCUGGGCGUCCGGAGCUUCCUUAAGAGAGAAGCGGAGGCGGGGGGCGGGGAUUUGCGAUUCAGUUUGAUCGCGUUAGGUCCCAGUUUUGAUUAGGGAGCGGUGCUUAGCCUUAUGGGUAUGCUGCUGACCUGAUGCUAACGCACUUGUUGGUCAAUUAUACCGAUCUAGCAGCAUAUCAACUGGAGAUAAGUUGAUGAUGUUCAGAGGUUGAUGAAGCUUCAACUUACAGCCAAAUGGGUCGGGACAUUCGGAAUUCCGUUUGUCUGUCGGAUGACAAAUCAGAUACGUAAGGGACGGAUAUCCGAUGCUAUCCUUGGUGCUGAGAUGCACCAAAAUACCUACCGUGACCUACUCCUUUGUUAGACACUCGACAUGUAGCACUUGAAGUCAUCGAGGUAGGUCCAGU
Messenger RNA from Eremomyces bilateralis CBS 781.70, 1244 nucleotides. Its product is annotated as peptidase C12, ubiquitin carboxyl-terminal hydrolase 1. NCBI's taxonomy places the organism in Eukaryota, Fungi, Ascomycota, Dothideomycetes, Eremomycetales, Eremomycetaceae. The record is from RefSeq and is a predicted model, not a curated record. The coding region runs from base 140 to 931 and encodes 263 amino acids. Gene Ontology annotation, cellular component: cytoplasm. Gene Ontology annotation, molecular function: cysteine-type deubiquitinase activity. Gene Ontology annotation, biological process: protein deubiquitination; ubiquitin-dependent protein catabolic process. The transcript is spliced from 3 exons.